This is a messenger RNA of Chelonoidis abingdonii (Abingdon island giant tortoise), 2090 nucleotides long. Lineage: Eukaryota; Metazoa; Chordata; Testudines; Testudinidae. The record is from RefSeq and is a predicted model, not a curated record.
AGAGACUUUGUUACGGGGUGGGGUGAGGGAGAAGGGAGGUUAACAAUCUCUCUGUGGGCUUAGCCUGGCAGGAGAGGUCAGGUCUACACUAUAAUAAAGAGAUCAAGCAUUUUCUCAGCAUGGCAGAAUGUAGGAUGUCUGUCUGCAGGGAAAGGGCCUGGGGGAAUUAUGAUGUGAAAUUAACUAAAGCCUGUUGUGAAACCCUCACAAUUACCCUUCUCACCCUCCCAGGCUGCAGAAUGAUGUCCACGUUUCAUUCCGUUUCAUCAGAUCCUCCCAUGGCACAGGGGAGAGAAAUGGCUGCAGUGGAGCCAGCUCAGGCUUUCCAGUUUCCCAACCUGAUGUGAUCUCCCAACUGGAACAAGAGGAAGAGCCAUGGGUCCCAGACCUCCAGGGUUCAGAGGAAAGAGAGAUCCUGAGAGCUCCCCGCGCAGCAGGUGAUGCAAUGGUAGGUGAGAAAGAGGAACAGAAUUCUCAGCCGGCAAAUGUUGAGCAAGUGGAUAAACACAGGAAUGUGUCCAAGAGUCAUGAGGAGGGAAAAUCCUGUGAGAUUCAGCACAGACCAGAAAGAGAGCAAGGAAACCAGCCAGGGGAGAAAGUGGGUACAUUUGUUUCCUGUCGGGGAACUCAGAAGGCCCUCAAGGAAACCACAACCCAGCAGGAAAUCCUCAUGGGAAAAAGAAAAAAUACAUGCAUUGAGUGUGGGAAAAACUUAAGUGACUACUCAGCCCUUAUAAAGCAUCAGAGAAUCCACACGGGGGAGAGGCCCUAUGAAUGCAGUGAGUGUGGAAAAAGCUUCACUCAAAGAUCAGGCCUUUUUCAGCAUCAGAAAAUCCACACAAAGGAGAAGCCCUAUGAAUGCAGUGAGUGUGGGAAAACCUUCAGUCGCAGCUCUCACCUUAUUACUCAUCACAGAAUCCACACAGGAGAGAAGCCCUACGAAUGCAGUGAGUGUGGGAAAAACUUCACUCACAAAUCAGCCCUUUCUGUUCAUCAGAGAAUCCACACAGGGGAGAGGCCCUAUGAAUGCCAUGAGUGUGGGGAAACCUUCAAUCGCAGCUCGCACCUUAUAACUCAUCAGAGGAUCCACACAGGAGAGAGGCCCUACGAAUGCAGUGAGUGUGGGGAAAGCUUCAUUCAAAGAUCAGGCCUUUUCCACCAUCAGAGAAUCCACACAGGGGAGAGGCCCUAUGAAUGCUAUGAGUGUGGAAAAUGCUUCACUAGAAGCUCAGCCCUUUCUGUUCAUCAGAGAAUCCACACAGGGGAGAGGCCCUACGAAUGCAGUGAGUGUGGGAAAACCUUCAAUUGCAGCUCGCACCUUAUUAGUCAUCAAAGCAUCCACACAGGAGAGUGGCCCUAUGAAUGCAGUGAGUGUGGGAAAAACUUCACUCACAGAUCAGCCCUUUCUCUUCAUCAGAGAAGCCACACAGGGGAGAGGCCCUAUGAAUGCAGUGAGUGUGGGAAAACCUUCAGUCGCAGCUCACACCUUAUUAGUCAUCAAACAAUCCACACAGGAGAGAGGCCCUAUGAAUGCAGUGAUUGUGGGAAAAACUUCACUCACAAAUCAACCCUUUCUGUUCAUCAGAGAAUCCACACAGGGAACAGGCCCUAUGAAAGCAGUGAGUGUGGGAAAACCUCUUGAAACUCAGCCCAUGUUAGCCAUCAGAGAAUCUGCAAGGGAGAUCAACACCAUAAAAACCUCUAGGGCUAUCAAUACUUUUUUUUUUCUUUGAUACCUUUCCUGAUUCCCACAUACUAACUUUUGAAGCUGUUUGAACUGUUUGCAGGACCGUUAUCCCUCAGCUUGUCCAGAUGAAUGGGCCAUUUUUGCCUUUUGCAGUUUGCCCUCUUUUGAGGCGGACCUAUUUGUCCUUUCUGUGAUCCCACAAGUAAUUUGAGUGUGCCCUUCCUAUGAGGAACCAGGGAGCAUCACAUUUAUACCAUUCCUCCUAUUGCAAAGUUAUUGUUAGAGUCACCAGUGAUACAGAUUGUAUCAUUGCCAGUUGUUCUCACGUUGCUCUGGGUUAUGCUGAAGAGCAGUUAUAUUGGGAACUUUUCAAAUUACAUGUAAAUGAAGAGGAGUAGGGGCA